AUGUCUAACCAAAAUGACCAACAUAAUCAAAUAGAAGAACACAUACUUAAAUUAUAUGAUAUAUAGGAUUUCAAAGGCAAAGGAGCUUAUGGAAUAGUUUGGAAGGCAAUCGAUAAAUAAACGAAACAAUAAGUGGCAUUAAAAAAGGUUAUAACAAUUAUGAUAUAUUUUAGAUUUUCGAUGCUUUCUAAAAUUAAACAGAUGCUUAAAGAACAUUUAGAGAAGUUUGCUUUUUAUAAUAAUUAACAGAUCAUGAUAAUAUUGUUAAAUUAUUAAAAGUAAUUCAAGCUGAAAACUAGAAAGAUUUGUAUAUGGUAUUUGAAUAUAUGGAAACUGAUUUACAUAAAGUAAUAAGAGCAGGAUUACUAAGUUCUUUGCAUAUGCAAUAUAUUAUAUAUUAGUUGUUAAAAUGCUUAAAAUUUAUACAUUCAGGUGAAUUAAUACAUAGAGAUUUGAAACCUUCAAAUUUAUUGAUAGAUUCUGAUUGUAAAGUAAAAGUAGCAGAUUUUGGAUUAGCAAGAAGUGUUGCUUAAUCUGAAAAUUAGUAUGGUAUUAUUAUUCAUUAAAUAAAAUAAUUAGAAAUGCCAAUUAUGACUGAGUAUGUUGCAACAAGAUGGUAUAGAGCACCAGAAAUCUUGUUAGGAUCUCAUAAUUAUUCAAAAUCAGUAGAUAUGUGGAGUGUUGGUUGUAUACUUGGGGAAAUGAUAUUGGGUAAAGCAAUAUUUGCUGGAGCAUCAACUUUGAAUUAAAUUGAGAAAAUAAUUGAAUUAAUUGGAAGACCUAAAUAAGAUGAUCUAGAAUUAAUUAAUGCAUCUUUGGCAUAAUAAGUUAUAGAUGGAAUUUAAAUGUAAAAAAGAAAAAGCUUUGCAUCAUUCUUUCAUAAUGCAUCUACAGAUUGUAUUGAUUUUAUUAGAUAAUGUUUAAAUUGGAAUCCUUAAAAAAGAAUGACAAUUGAUGAAGCAAUGAAACAUUAAUUAAUGAAAGAGUUUGUCAAUACAGAAGAUGAAAAAACCUUGAAGUCAAUAAUCAGAAUACCUUUUAAUGAAAAUAAAAAACUUACUAUUAAAGAUUAUAGAGAUAAAAUAACUCUUAAUUAUGAAUAAAUUCUAAAAGAAAUUGAAUAAAACACAUUUAAUAAAAAUCUAACCAAACAAUAUAUGUCUACUCCAUAAAACAUUUCUAGUUAUUUAAAUAAUUUCGAUUCAAAAUAUAAACAGAAUACAAAUUAUCAAACAUCUUAACCUGUAGAUAAACCUAAAAAACUAGAUUCUUUUUAUAAACCUGAGGCAAUAAAUCCCUAUUCAACUUAGAAGAAAUCUGACUAUUCACCAACUAUGAAACCUACCAUGUCUACUAAUGCAUCAAAUAUUAGUCCUAAAUUUAUUCAAUAAAAAUAUAAUACUACUUAAAAUUAAUCUUAUAAUCAAGGAUUAAAAAAAACUUAUACUAAUAUAGUGAAUAGACCUCACAAUGAUUUAAAUAAGAGUCCAGAGAUAAAGAAAAGAACAGAAAAUAUUAACACAAAUGUCACAAAAUCCUAUUCUUUUCAUGGAGAACCAUAUGAUAAAAGAGUAACUAAUUCAAGCUUCAGUACUUAAAAUAAAAAUAAACCAUCAACUUCAGUCAGUUAUGUUAGACCAGUAUAAAUAUAAUAGUUAUCAAAUUAUAAUACAGCACAAAACUUUUCAUAAUAAAAAGAAAUAUUAAGGGCCAAAGAUCCAAUUAUGCUAAACUAAGCCUAAAGAAGUAAAUCAUUUGAAAAGUCACCCAUUAAUAUUAAUCCAACAAGUCCUUAUCAAAGACAAAAGACUGAAAUUCCUAAACCUAAAUUUAUACCUUAAAGUAUUAGAUCAUUUCUAAUUAGGCAAUAUUAACAAUAGUGUGGCUUAAGUGCAAAAAUUACUAUAAAAGUGUUGUCAAGUAUAGAAUUAUUAAUAACAUAAAAAAACCUCAAGUGUCAUUGAUCCUACAAAAUAAUAACCAUAAUAAAUUUAAUAAACAAUCAAUUAUAAUUAUUUUGAUAUAAGAAAUUCAAAAUUUAUGUGA
Paramecium pentaurelia is the source of this 2046-nucleotide messenger RNA. Lineage: Eukaryota; Ciliophora; Oligohymenophorea; Peniculida; Parameciidae. The record is from the annotation of a GenBank genome assembly.